Molecule: messenger RNA, 3153 nt
Organism: Cynoglossus semilaevis (tongue sole)
Lineage: Eukaryota; Metazoa; Chordata; Actinopteri; Pleuronectiformes; Cynoglossidae
Product: NACHT, LRR and PYD domains-containing protein 12-like
Exons: 11
Coding region: 260-2737 (825 amino acids)
Molecular function (GO): protein binding
Source: RefSeq, a predicted model, not a curated record
GAUCAAAGCGGAAGUAAUCGUUCAUUUUGGGUUUGAAGAAAAACUUUAAAAUAUAAGAAAAUAUUGAGAAGAAAACACAAGUAAGGUGCAGAUUAAAAUGAGUAAUUUGAACCAAAAUAAGAAUUAAGUUUUAAAAUAAUUUCAAAAAUACUCUCCGUUACUUCGCCUGUUUCUCGUCUUCAGUCGUAAACGUUUCGAAUUUCGAAUCUUUUUUUUGGACUCCAUUUCGACAGCGCAGAACAAAUACAGGACAGAGAAGAUGAGUGUUUCUACAAGGAAAGAAGACAGAGCAGAGUCUCCAGGACCCGGCUGUCUGUCUGUGAAGACUGACUGGUCCAAGGGUCUGCCUGUGGACUUCAGUCCUGAACCAGGGCCUGAACCAGACACACGCUCCACACCUCAGGCUGGACUCUCACAGCAUUCAGUGGACAUUGGUCUGCAGAAGGUUGUAGAAGAACAUAAACUCAGUCUGAGGACCAGAUGUGAACAUGUGACUGAAGGAGCAGAUGAUACAGGGAGUAGAACCCUCCUCAACAACAUCUACACUGAGCUCUACAUCACAGAGGGACAGAGUGGGGAGGUCAACACCCAACACGAGGUGAAACAGCUGGAGACUGCUGCCAAGAAGAAGAUCAUCAACGACACUCCCAUCAAGUGCUGUGACAUCUUCAAAGCCUUACCUGACCAGCAGGGGGCCAUCAGAGUGGUCCUGACCAACGGUGUGGCUGGUGUUGGAAAAACCUUCUCAGUGAUGAAGUUCACUCUGGACUGGGCUGAGGGUUUGGAAAACCAGGAUGUGAGUCUGCUGGUUCUGUUUUCAUUCAGAGAGCUGAACCUGAUCAGAGAUAAGCAGGUCAACCUUCUCCAGCUGCUCGAGGUUUUCCAUCCAACAUUAGAGAAGAUCACAGCAGAGAAGCUCACUGUCUGUCAGCUGUUGUUCAUCUUUGAUGGUCUGGAUGAAAGCAGACUCUCACUGGACUUCAACAACAUGGAGGUUGUGACUGAUGUCACACAGACGUCAUCAGUCAAUGUUCUGCUGACAAACAAGUACAGUGGAGGACAUGAGACCGGUCUGUUGAAAUUAACAGACGCUGACAGAGAUGUUCUUCUGAAGCUGGGGAGGCUGGCAUUUGAACAUCUGCAGAAAGGAAACAUCAUGUUCUACCAAGAAGAUCUGGACCAAUGUGGUCUGGAUUUUUCCCAGGUCAUGGUCUACUCAGGAGUUUGUACUGAGAUCUUCAGAAAAGAGAGUGUGAUCUUCAAGAAAACAGUCUACUGCUUUGUUCAUCUGAGUGUUCAGGAGUUUCUGGCUGCAGUCUACAUGUUCCACUGCUACACCAACAGGAGGACACAGGGACUGCGGGACUUCAUUGACUUCAGUACAUAUGACUCUUCACUGAAACAGUUACUCAGUAAAACCAUGGAGAAGUCCCUCCAAAGUAAAAGUGGCCACCUGGACCUGUUUGUUCGCUUCCUUUAUGGUCUGUGUCUGGAGUCCAACCAGAGAAUCUUAGGAGACCUCCUGGGUCAGACAGACUACAGUCCAGAAGUCAUUCCAAAGGUCUUUGAAGACCUGAAACACAUGAAGACGUACAGAGUAUCUCCAGACAGAAGCAUCAACAUCUUCCACUGUCUGACAGAGUUGAAGGAUAAGUCAGUUUAUCAGCAGAUCCAGGAGUUCCUAAAGUCAAAGAACAGAGACCAGGAACUCUCUGAGAUCCAGUGCUCAGCUCUGGCCUACAUGCUGCAGAUGUCAGAGGAGAUUCUGGAUCAGUUGGACCUGGACCAGUAUAACACAUCACUGGAGGGAAAAUGGAGACUGAUCCCAGCUGUGAGGAACUGCAGGAAGGCUCGACUGAAGUCUUGUCAACUCUCAGAGACUGACUCUGAAAUUGUGGCCUCAGCUCUAAAGUCCAGUCCCUCACAUCUGAUAGAACUGGACUUGAGCAGCAACUUCCUGGAGGAUCCCGUAGUAGAUCAUCUGUGUUCUGGACUGAAGAGUCCACACUGCGGACUGAAGAGUCUGACGUUGUGGAAAUGCAGGUUGUCAGAGAUCGGCUGUUCUUCUCUGUUCUCAGCUCUGAGGUCCAACCCCUCCCGUCUGAGGAAAAUGAACCUGAGCUCUAACAAUCUUCAUGAUUCAUCAGUGGAGGCUCUGUGUGGUUUUCUUCAGAGUCCACUCUGUGAACUGGAGUCUCUGUGGUUGGUGAACUGCAGGUUGUCAGAGAUCGGCUGUUCUUCUCUGUUCUCAGCUCUGAAGUCCAACCCCUCCCAUCUGAGGCAACUGGACCUGAGCUCUAACAAUCUUCAUGAUUCAUCAGUGGAGGUUCUGUGUGGUUUUCUUCAGAGUCCACUCUGUGAACUGGAGACUCUGUGGUUGUGGAAAUGCGGGUUGUCAGAGAUCGGCUGUUCUUCUCUGUUCUCAGCCCUGAAGUCCAACCCUUCCCAUCUGAGGAAACUGGAGCUGAGCUUUAACAACAUUCAUGAUUCAGGAGUGGAGGCUCUGUGUGGUUUUCUUCAGAGUCCACUCUGUGAACUGGAGACUCUGAGGUUGGUGAACUGCAGGUUGUCAGAGAUCGGCUGUUCUUCUCUGGUCUCAGCUCUGAAGUCCAACCCCUCCCAUCUGAGGGAACUGGACCUGAGUGACAACAACCUUCAUGAUUCAUCAGUGGAGGCUCUGUGUGAUCUAGUGAAGAGUCCAAACUACAGACUGGAGGAUCUGAAGUGGGAGUCCUGAACCUCAUGAAGAUCAUGCUGUCAAUGCAGUGGACCCAGAAACAAGAAGGAACCUUCAGACCAUCAGGAAAGUUCUUUGUGUGAGCAUGUAUAACCCACCAAAGCACAAACUCGGUCAGUCAAACCGUGUGUCCUGAUAAGAACCAGUCACUGUUCUCACCCUAAUAUUCAGACAUGAUUUUUGGAGCCUAGAGAGGACAGCAGUGAGGCAGGGUUUCUGAGAAACAGUUUGUGACUUUUUCCCCUUUCUGUUGUCAAUAAUUAAAGUAAUUGUUAUUUUAUUUUUAUGUUUGAGCACAGUAUUUUUGGAAAGAACACAAAAACGUAACAUUAUAUUUUCUUUAUUUUUAAGAUCUGCACGAAUGACAUUUAUAUAAAACACAUUAAAGUACUAAAUAAAGUAAUAUACAACUUGCA